Molecule: messenger RNA, 843 nt
Organism: Lasiosphaeria miniovina
Lineage: Eukaryota; Fungi; Ascomycota; Sordariomycetes; Sordariales; Lasiosphaeriaceae
Exons: 4
Coding region: 1-843 (280 amino acids)
Source: RefSeq, a predicted model, not a curated record
AUGGGGUCACAGUCAGAGCCCAUUUGCGGCAGCGAUCAAAGCAACUCGCUGACGCCCGCUCUUGCGUGUCGUGAGCUUAUUGAAACGCUCGAGAGCCACCGCGCCAUGCUGGAGCCGGGCAGUCGAGAGCUCGAGAAACAUGCCGCAAAACAGGCCAACAACCUCAGGGGGACGCAGGCUAAAAAAGCCGGACUCGAGACGGCGCAGAGGGAGAAAUCAUCGCAUCCCGCAUAUCUGGAUCUCAAAUACCUCGAGAGGAUCCCGCAAGACCGCAUCCAAGGCCAGACGGCCUUCAGCCAGGCCAAGAGCUACUUCGCCGUGCGGCCAACGUUCAACGUCUCCGUCACCACCGACACGCCGAUCCGCAGCUGGGAGCGCCAACAGAGCGAGGGCGUCUCCUGGAACCCCGUCCCCGCGACGGCCGAGAUCGUGCUGUUUGGCUGGCGGAAAGAGAUCCAGGCGGCCGAGAUCGCGCAGCUCAGGGCGUCGCUCAAGGAGCUAGAGGGUGACAUCGUCUCGGCCAACGCGGCCGUAAAGACGUACAGCGACGCUGGCCACCUCAUGCUCAAAGUCUGCCAAGGCGACCUCGGCAAGGUGAAGACGUGUACGGCAGUGGCUCCCGGCGCGGUGGCAUCUGCCAAAGCCCAAGCCUACCUCGACGCAGGAAGCCUCUCCGGCUAUGAGGCCGCGUUUCUCGCCCUCGAGUCGAAAAUUGAUCCUGCCUCCCCUCCACCGGCCUCUCUCCUCAUAUCCGACGACCUCUCUCGGCAGCCUGUCGACCUACCCCCGCUGCUCGCCUCCGCUAUGGACGCGUGCGAGACCGACGUGCGGUCCGCAGAAUGA